Glarea lozoyensis ATCC 20868 is the source of this 2421-nucleotide messenger RNA. Its product is annotated as Supernatant protein factor (SPF), C-terminal. Gene Ontology annotation, cellular component: spliceosomal complex. Gene Ontology annotation, biological process: mRNA splicing, via spliceosome. The record is from RefSeq and is a predicted model, not a curated record. The transcript has 7 exons. Bases 1 to 2421 code for a protein of 806 amino acids. NCBI's taxonomy places the organism in Eukaryota, Fungi, Ascomycota, Leotiomycetes, Helotiales, Helotiaceae.
AUGCGCCUCUCACACCUCACGACCGGCCUGUUGGCCCUCCCCCUCACGAUGGUCUCCGCGACGGCGCUCACGUAUAAACUUGCGGCGAACGAGAAGGCGUGCUUUUUUACGAGCGUGGAGAAGAUGGGUGCGAAGAUUGCUUUUUAUUUUGCUGUUCAAGCCGGAGGAUCUUUCGAUGUCGAUUACGAGGUUGUAGGGCCGAAUGAUAAAAUCAUUAUGGAUGGAGAGAAGGAAAGACAGGGAGAUUUUGUAUUCACAGCUACGGAGACGGGAGAAUACCGUUUCUGCUUCAACAACCAGAUGAGUACUUUUGCAGAGAAAUUUGUGGAUUUCGAGAUCGCUGUCGAGAACGAAGCCCGCGCCUCCAUUCCUGCCAAACAAGGCACCUCACCCGAACAGACAUCUGCUCUCGAAGAGUCAAUCUUCAAGCUCUCCGGCCAACUGUCGACUAUUACACGAAACCAGAAAUAUUUCCGUACCCGUGAGAACCGAAAUUUCAGCACCGUGAGGAGGAGCGAGAAAAGGGUACGUGUGAAGAGGCUGUUUGGUUGGAGUGGACAAGGAAUAGCUUUGAGAGGGUCUGGAUCGCGACAAUUUGACUUCAUGAACUCUUCAAAAUUUACGACCCUCCCACCUCUUCCCUACACCACAUAUCGAAAGAUGACGAACAUAGCUGCGCAAUUAUCGAGGUCUUUACCAAAACCAAAGUACACAGGCGAAGAAGAGGAAAUUCCACAGCAUGCGCAACACCGUGGUCCAAGAAUCGUAGGAGCAGGUACCUUGGACGACUCGCAGAUUGUUUUACGGAAAUCUGGACCACCACCUUACGGACAGCGCGCAGGAUGGCGACCUCGAGCACCAGAAGACUUUGGGGAUGGAGGCGCGUUUCCGGAAAUUCCAGUCGCCCAAUACCCACUUGACAUGGGAAAGAAGAAUGCAGCUUCAAGUACCGCGCUGGCUAUUCAAGUCGAUGGAGAGGGAAAGAUUAAAUAUGAUGCGAUCGCGAGACAGGGCCAUAAUGAUAAAAGGAUCGUUCAUGCUUCGUUCAAAGAUCUGAUACCUUUACGACAACGCGCUGAUGCGGGGGAUAUCAACCUUGACCGGCCAAGCGAGGAGGAAGUUGCUGCAUCGACGGAGAGGACGAAGGAAGCGCUUGCGAAAUUGGUUAAUGGUGCUGUGGCAGCGCAGAAACCAAAGAAUGUGAAUGUUGGGAAUAGAAGCCAGCCGACUUUCGUACGGUACACGCCUGCGAAUCAGAUGGGCGAUAACACGAGGAAGAAUGAUCGGAUUAUGAAGAUUGUGGAGAGGCAGGUUGAUCCUAUGGAACCACCUAAAUUUAAACAUAAGAAGAUCCCAAGAGGACCGCCUAGUCCGCCGCCGCCUGUUAUGCAUUCGCCGCCUAGGAAACUGACUGCUGAGGAUCAGGAGGCUUGGAAGAUACCCCCGCCAGUGUCAAAUUGGAAGAAUCCAAAGGGUUAUACUGUUCCACUGGACAAGAGAUUGGCUGCCGAUGGGAGAGGGUUGCAGGAUGUUACGAUUAACGACAAAUUUGCACAGUUUGCAGAGGCGCUGUUCACAGCUGAUCGCCAUGCGAGAGAGGAAGUUAAAUCGAGAGCGCAAAUGCAGCAGAGAUUAGCGGAGAAGGAGAAGGCGCAGAAGGAAGACCAUCUUCGAAUGUUGGCGCAAAAGGCACGAGAAGACAGAGCAGCAGCUGGAUCUGGAAGACGGAAUUCAAGAACCUCGCGCUCAAGAUCCGGAAGCUACAGCUACUCUGAAUCCGAAUCAGACAGCGGCGAAGAAGCCGAAAUCCGCGAACGAGAAAAGGCGCGCAAAGAACGCCAACGUGAAGAAGAGCGCAAACUCCGACAAUCACGUAUGGGCGCCGAACGACGUGUCCAAAUGAUGGCGCGUGAACAGAACCGUGACAUUUCUGAGAAGGUCGCCCUCGGUCUGGCGAAACCGACGCAAUCCUCCGAAAGCAUGUUUGACUCCCGGCUCUUCAACCGCACCAGCGGCUUUGAUUCGGGAUUCAACGAGGAUCAGGCGUAUGACAAACCGCUGUUCCAAGCGCAUGACGCGAUUAAUAGUAUUUACCGCCCAAGACAGAAUAUGGAUGAUGGGGAUGAUGAGGAGGCGGCCGAGAUGGAGAUGGGGAAGAUUCAGAAGAGUAAUCGGUUUGGGGAAGCGUUGGGGAAGGGGACUUUUAAGGGGAGUGGGGAUGUUGAGGCGAGAGAAGGACCUGUACAGUUUGAAAAGGACACGGGUGAUGUUUUUGCGGUUGAUGAUUUCUUGGCUAAAGUUGGUGAGGGAAGCGGUACUGCUGCUGGUGGAAGUGGGAGUGGUGAGAAGAGGGGGUAUGGGUUGCAAGAUGGUGAGGAGAGGGGGAGUAAGAGGGCUAGGAUUGAUGAGGAUUCUGAUUAG